GGCAGAUUUUAUUUUGUACAUUCGUAAUGCAUGAAAGGAUUUAUCAAGAAGCUUAAAUCCCUUGCUGCAUCUGUAUCAUUUUUGUGGAUUGUAUUGGCUUUUAGAUUAGAAAUGAUUUUCUCGGAUAUGAACACAGUUUCUGGGUCUCCUAAAGUGCAUCCUCCAAAUGGAACCAGGUAUUAUACUUUUCAGGAGUUUGCUGCACUGACGAAGGAAUUAAAUGCAUGCAGGGAACAGCUUCUUGAAAAAGAAGAGGAGAUUUCUGAACUGAAAGCAGAAAGGAAUAACACAAGAUUAUUGCUGGAGCAUUUGGAGUGCCUUGUUUCGAGACACGAAAGGUCUUUGAGAAUGACAGUCGUAAAACGCCAAGCACAGUCCCCCUCAGGAGUUUCCAGUGAAGUUGAAGUUCUUAAGGCUCUGAAAUCCUUGUUCGAGCAUCACAAAGCUUUAGAUGAAAAGGUAAGGGAACGACUGAGGGUUUCUUUAGAAAGAGUGUCUGCGCUGGAAGAAGAACUAGCUGUUGCCAACCAGGAGAUUGUUGCUUUAAGAGAACAGAAUGCUCAUAUACAAAGAAAAAUGGUAUCUGGGGAAGAACCAGAACCCAUGGAAGGAAUGGAACAAGGGCAGAAGAUUCAUGAUAAGAGACUGUCAAAUGGCUCGAUAGAUUCAACUGAUGAUACUAGUCAGAUGGUUGAACUGCAGGAAUUACUUGAGAAGCAAAAUUAUGAAAUGGCUCAAAUGAAAGACAGGUUAUCAGCACUGUCAAGUCGAGUUGGAGAAGUUGAACAAGAAGCAGAAAAUGCAAGAAAAGAGCUCACAAAAACUGAAGAAAUGAAUGUUAAAUAUCAAAGAGAUAUUCGGGAGGCAAUGGCUCAAAAAGACGAUAUGGAAGAAAGAAUCACUACACUUGAAAAACGCUACCUCAGUGCACAGAGGGAGUCCACAUCCAUCCAUGAUAUGAACGAUAAGCUGGAAAAUGAACUGGCAAAUAAAGAAGCCAUUUUACGUCAGAUGGAAGAUAAAAACAGACAAUUGCAAGAGCGACUAGAGUUGGCGGAGCAGAAACUGCAGCAGACAAUGCGGAAAGCAGAGACUUUGCCAGAAGUUGAAGCAGAACUUGCUCAGAGAAUAUCAGCCCUUACCAAGGCAGAAGAAAGGCACGGAAAUAUAGAGGAAAGAAUGAGGCACUUGGAAGGACAACUGGAGGAGAAGAAUCAAGAACUCCAAAGGGCAAGACAACGAGAAAAAAUGAAUGAAGAGCAUAAUAAAAGACUUUCAGAUACAGUAGACCGACUACUAACAGAAUCCAAUGAACGUCUUCAGCUCCACCUGAAAGAGAGAAUGGCCGCACUUGAAGAUAAGAACAUUUUACUUCAAGACUCUGAUAACUACAGAAAACAGCUAGAAGAAUGUAUACAUGACAAGGAUCGACUUGCAGACGAAAUUGAAAAACUGAGGGCUGAGCUUGACCAGUUGAAAAUACGGACUGGAUCAUUAAUAGAAACAACAUUAACAAGGCCACACCUAGACACAUCAUCCGAGUUGAGAUACUCUGUGGGUUCCCUAGUUGACAGCCAAUCUGAUUACCGGUCAACCAAAGUCAUAAGGAGACCAAGAAGAGGAAGAAUGGGGGCCAGAAGAGAAGAUCCAACUCGGGAGGUGAAAUCACUUGGUGACCAUGAAUGGAACAGGACACAACAGAUUGGAGUACUUAGCAGUCAUCCUUUUGAAAGUGAUACAGAAAUGUCUGACAUUGAUGAUGAUGACCGAGAAACAAUCUUUAGUUCCAUGGACCUUUUAUCUCCAGGUGGUCAUUCUGAUGCUCAGACGUUAGCUAUGAUGCUUCAAGAACAACUAGAUGCCAUCAAUAAAGAAAUAAGACUUAUUCAGGAAGAAAAAGAGUCUACAGAGCUCCGUGCUGAGGAAAUUGAAAACAGAGUGGCCAGCGUGAGUCUUGAAGGGCUGAACCUAGCCAGAAUUCACCCAACUACUUCUAUCACUGGAUCUGUAACUGCAUCAUCAUUAGCAAGUUCAUCUCCUCCAAGUGGACAUUCCACACCUAAACUCACACCUCGCAGCCCCGCAAGGGAAAUGGAUCGCAUGGGAGUCAUGACACUACCCAGUGACUUACGAAAACAUCGGAGAAAGAUUGCAAUUGUGGAAGAAGAUGGUCGAGAAGAUAAAGCAACAAUAAAAUGUGAAACCUCCCCUCCUUCAACACCCCGUGCUCUCAGGAUGACUCAUACCUUGCCAUCUUCAUAUCACAAUGAUGCCCGAGGAAGCCUAAGUGCGACUCUUGAACCAGACAUCCUUGGUCUUGGAAGCACAAACAGCAGCCAGGAUUCCCUCCACAAAGCCCCAAAGAAAAAAGGAAUCAAAUCAUCUAUCGGACGGUUGUUUGGUAAAAAAGAGAAGGCACGGUUUGGACAGCUAAGUUUCAUGGAUACUGACCCAGGUGCUCAAGAUUCAUUGGGUUUAGGCAAACUUGGAACUCAAGCAGAAAAAGACAGGAGGUUGAAGAAAAAGCACGAGCUUUUGGAAGAGGCCAGAAGGAAGGGUUUGCCAUUUGCUCAGUGGGAUGGACCAACAGUGGUCUCAUGGCUUGAGCUGUGGCUGGGAAUGCCAGCUUGGUAUGUUGCUGCAUGUCGUGCCAAUGUUAAAAGUGGAGCCAUUAUGUCUGCUUUAUCUGAUACUGAAAUUCAAAGAGAAAUUGGUAUCAGCAAUCCCCUACAUCGUUUAAAGCUGCGGCUAGCAAUACAGGAAAUGGUCUCACUUACAAGUCCAUCGGCCCCGCCAACAUCACGAACACCAUCAGGUAAUGUGUGGUUGACCCAUGAGGAAAUGGAAACGCUUGCUGCUCCUACGAAAACGAAAGAGUCUGAAGAGGGAAGCUGGGCACAGACAUUGGCUUAUGGUGACAUGAACCAUGAAUGGAUCGGUAACGAAUGGCUCCCAAGUUUGGGUUUACCUCAGUACAGAAGCUACUUCAUGGAAUGCCUGGUAGAUGCUAGAAUGUUGGACCAUUUAACAAAAAAAGAUCUCAGAGUGCACUUAAAAAUGGUGGAUAGCUUUCAUCGGACAAGUUUGCAAUAUGGAAUCAUGUGUUUAAAAAAGUUAAACUAUGACAGGAAAGAAUUAGAACGGAGAAGAGAAGUAAGCCAGCAUGAAAUAAAAGAUGUGUUGGUGUGGAGCAAUGACCGCGUGAUCCGUUGGAUACAAGCAAUAGGUCUUAGGGAUUAUGCAAAUAACAUAUUAGAAAGUGGUGUACAUGGAUCUCUAAUAGCUUUGGAUGAUAACUUUGACUAUACAAGUUUGGCACUUUUACUACAAAUACCAACACAAAAUACUCAGGCAAGACAAAUUCUGGAAAGAGAAUACAAUAAUUUAUUGGCACUAGGAACUGAACGAAGACUUGAUGAGACCGAUGACAAGAACUUCAGACGCGGGUCUUCCUGGAGGAGACAAUUCCCGCCACGGGAGGUUCAUGGAAUCAGCAUGAUGCCAGGAUCUUCAGAAACGCUGCCAGCAGGAUUCAGAUUAACAACAACAUCUGGGCAUUCACGGAAAAUGACAACAGAUGUAGCACCUACAGGAAUGCAGAGAUUAGACAGCUCUACUGUUCGUACAUACUCUUGUUGACAAAUCUAAAGAGGAGCCAAGUACUGAGUUGCUCUGUCACCUCUUUCUUAUCUACCUGAAGUGCACUACCUUGGAGAAUUUCAGCUGGAGAACAACUUGCUGAAACCCCUGUGGCAGAAUGAGCACUGGAUUACAAUGUGAAGUUAUUUUUAUGUACUGAAAUUAUAUGCUUAGAUUAAGAAGAUGUGAACAAAAGAAAAUAAUGAUAUAUUCAAAGAACGGUUCUUAUUAUCAUUAAUGGUUCAAAUAUGCAGAGCUGAAUGAGAUAGAACCAACCACUAUCUGUUUUGUUAGAUCUGUUUUACUGUAAUAUAUUAGACAUAUUUAAGUAUUUAAUGUGUAUUUAUUUUAUGAAGUGUGAGUCAUUUAUUUAUGAAGUGUAAAUGGUUAUAAAUAUGAUUUUUAUAAAAAAAUAAAAGCUAAAGUUCAUUAUGUCUAUGUGGGAAGACCAGACAAUAUAUUGUCAGUAAUGUUUGUAUCUUUCCAUUUCACUGUUUUUACAGUUUUUUUUGGAUUGUAACAGUCAGACUAGUACUGUAUGUUUAGCAAAGCUAGAUGCUACAACAUGUUUCUCCUAAGAACCUCUUACUCAACAGCUGAAUACCUGCCUCUGGAUAUGUACGGUAUUGGUGUAACCUGGAUAUGGAGCCAGAACUUACAUUUGACCACAGGCGCUACUGUAUGUCAAACACUUGCGUAGAAGCACUGUGACGGCUCUUCGUUAAAUGAACUGUUUACAUGAGACAAUAGCAAUCACCGAAACAAUAAAAGAAAACAAAUCUUUGUUAAACAAAGUCAUUAAAUAUGUAACCUGUGGACCAAGAAAAAAACUUUAUUUACUAAGAACCACUUUUCUCUUGCUCUUUCUUCUCUGUUUUGAUGCCAGCAUAAUCCAACAACUAGAUGCUUAAGAAACCUAUGUACAAAAUAUCCCAUUCCUUUUAUCAAGGUAACGGGCAUUAGGAAUUUGUUUUUGUUUUAUAAAUUAUUUUUUUUUAAUCAUCAUUAUUUUUUUUAGCCAACAUGGCCUUGUUAUGACUUCCCAGAAGUUCUAUAUAUUGGAAGAAAUAACUGAAAGACACAAUGGUUGAUAUUUGCUUUAUGUUUGUGUGUUAUAUACACAUAUACGCACACAGUUAAUGUAAGCUCAUACCUAAAAUAUUAUCUGCUGUGACUUUAUCUGUUGUUGCAACCGUUGCUUAUUAUUUAAUGGUUUUCGCAGGAAUUUUCAAAGUAGGCAUUAAUUAAAAUUAUUUCAUUACUUGCAUCAUUCCUGCUGCUUAAUUUUAGAUUGAAAAAACGGAACUGCCUUUUAGUUAUUCCUUUGGGCGACUGCACGAUCAAAACCAUUUACUUUGUUGUCAAAAUAUUUUAACCAAUGAAAGGUGAAAGUUUAUGGUGACAAAUGUUUUUCCAUCCAUUGUCAAUAAAAAGGGAAAAAAUAAAAAUUCAAUUUGGUUUUUAUAAGUUUAAAAAAAUUAUAAUAAUAAUAAAGAAUUUCAUACACAAGAAAGGAUUAAAUCCGUUCACCAGAAAGGCGUACUAGCUUGAUGAAAGUCUAUUGCCAUAUUUUGUAGAGUUGAAAGAUCAUAUAACUUUGCAACAGAUAUGAUGUAUGUAGCAAAUUGCAAACAUAAAUUAUGUGAGCUAUAAAAACAAUGCGCUUUGACAGCUGAUAAAAAUAAACCCUUUUUUUCAA
Molecule: messenger RNA, 5338 nt
Organism: Bombina bombina (fire-bellied toad)
Lineage: Eukaryota; Metazoa; Chordata; Amphibia; Anura; Bombinatoridae
Gene: PPFIA2
Product: PTPRF interacting protein alpha 2
Exons: 30
Coding region: 31-3639 (1202 amino acids)
Biological process (GO): synapse organization
Cellular component (GO): presynaptic active zone
Molecular function (GO): protein binding
Source: RefSeq, a predicted model, not a curated record